Messenger RNA from Lachancea mirantina, 930 nucleotides. NCBI's taxonomy places the organism in Eukaryota, Fungi, Ascomycota, Saccharomycetes, Saccharomycetales, Saccharomycetaceae. The record is from the annotation of a GenBank genome assembly.
AUGUCUGCCGUUUUCGGCAAUUCUACGUUGUCCGCUGCCAUCGAGCAAGGCGGAUCCUACUCAGAGACACUAAAGCGUGUCAUCACGUACCAGCCCCAGCUGAACGUUGUUGAACAAUACUGGGCUGCUUGGUACAGCUACAUGGGCAACGACGUGCUUGCCACGGGUCUUAUGUUCUUCGUGCUGCACGAAUUCAUGUAUUUUUUCAGAUGUUUGCCAUGGGCCAUCAUUGACCAAAUCCCCUUUUUCCGCAGAUACAAACUUCAACCCACCAAGAUCCCUAGCGUAAAGGAACAAUGGUACUGCUUCAAGUCAGUGCUUUUAUCCCACUUCUUGGUCGAAGCUAUUCCAAUCUGGACUUUCCAUCCAAUGUGCCAAAAGCUCGGCAUUUCUGUCACCGUGCCAUUCCCAACCAUCAAGACCAUGGCUUUCCAAAUUGGAUUGUUUUUCAUUUUGGAAGACACAUGGCACUACUGGGCUCACCGUCUGUUCCAUUACGGUGUCUUUUACAAGUACAUUCACAAGCAACACCAUCGUUACGCCGCACCUUUCGGUUUGGCCGCUGAGUAUGCUCAUCCAGUCGAAACUUUGUCUCUAGGUUUCGGUACCGUUGGUAUGCCUAUACUUUAUGUCUUGUACACGGGUAACCUGCACCUUUUCACCCUUUGUGUGUGGAUUACUUUGAGAUUAUUUCAAGCGGUCGACUCCCACUCCGGUUACGACUUCCCAUGGUCUCUUAACAAGUUUUUGCCCUUCUGGGCUGGUGCAGAGCAUCACGACUUGCACCAUCACUAUUUCAUUGGUAACUACGCCUCUUCUUUCAGAUUCUGGGACUACGGUCUUGACACCGAGGCUGGUCCAGAAGCAAAAGCCGAAAGAGAAGAGAGAAUGAAGAGAAGAGCGGAACAGAAGGCUAAGAAGGCAAAUUGA